This is a messenger RNA of Saccostrea cuccullata (small rock oyster), 1393 nucleotides long. RefSeq lists its product as uncharacterized. The record is from RefSeq and is a predicted model, not a curated record. The transcript has a single exon. The annotation marks the transcript as partial. NCBI's taxonomy places the organism in Eukaryota, Metazoa, Mollusca, Bivalvia, Ostreida, Ostreidae.
AUACAAUUCUUUAUCUGAAACACCUCAACUCUUUUUAAGAAGGGAUGAACGAAUUUAUGGAAGAUGUUUGACAGUCGAUGAAGUAGACAGAGAAGUAUGGUUGAGAUAUUCAUUCGAUAUUGAUGGAUGCGUUUUGGAAUUAAAAUCUUUGACAGCAAUUAGAAUGCCAGUGAGACAUAUUACUCUGUUUCCCCACGAUCAUGCCAGUUUACGGAAUGUUAGAAGCGUUUUGAAAAAACAUAUAAAAUUACCACAGUAUAGUAAAAGCGAACUCAUGACAUUUUCAAACAGCCUAGGCUUUCAAUUAUUCUAUGAGAGGGGAUGGGAAUGUUGGAUAGGAUUAAUUCCUGUGCACCAAAUGCAUUCAGUUGCGUUAUCAAAGCAGCAAGUAAGACAACAAACCUUAGCCACCUUUUUCCAGCUGAGGGAAAGUUUUAAAACUUCACUAAUGACACUUGCCUUGAGGGGGGAGGCAACGAGAACUCUGCAAAAGAAUGACAUUAAUGACGCUCGAAAAAUGUUCAUUUUACCUGAUGACUGUUGUCCCAUACUCGAAGCAUUGCAAACAUCUUUAGACGAACUGCCUCAAAGUGGAUUUUUAAGACCAAUCAUAUUUUGCUUCAGAUUUGGUGAAAAAAUGACAUGUGGGCUAUCCUUGUCAGAUUUCUUUACCGAAUUAAUACUGCGUACAACUAUUCAUGUUGCCGGAAACAUUUUGUCAGACAGUGAAGACGUUGAUCUGCUUUGGUCCACAGUAGGUUUGGAACAAGUUAUUGGCCACAGAGGAACACUAAGUAGCUGCUUAUCGUUCACAGACUGCGGUAAUUAUCAGAGCAAUUUAGAUGGCAGAGCAAUGGAUGUUAAAGAUUGUUUGAUGAAGAUUUGUCGUUUUCCACAAGAUGUUCAAUUUGUACAGCUUUAUGCUGACAUUCCACACCGGCAACCAAAUGGACGAUAUCAUCCAGUGUCUGGCUGCAUUGUUGGGGGUAUGUGUUUCCCACGAUCGACAGCGGAAGCAUUUCUACGUGACGCAGAGCAUUAUAUAUCAACAUUACAAAGUAACUGGACAUUGCUGAGGAAAAGUGCAUGUAGGAUAGAAUUUGUCGUCUCACAGGAUUCUGUUGCAGACCAUUUGCAUGCCUUGGAUUUUAUUGAUAUAACAAAUCUUGAAUUUCUGUUAGAAAGUUGUCCUAUGUUGGUGCCUUUUCCCAGUCAAAUUCUCACAUGCAUUAGACAUUUGGGCUUAUGGAUUUGCAAGGAACUUCAGGAACUUUUGAACGAGUAUCAGAAAACAGGAAAUGUGCUUGCUACCUGGCAAUCCUACCAGUUAGAACUAGCCUCAGAAAAAAUGUUGUGGGGAAAACCACUUUGUGGAAGGAGCACAACAUACUCA